Messenger RNA from Hippopotamus amphibius kiboko, 1111 nucleotides. RefSeq names its product ATP synthase membrane subunit c locus 2 (gene ATP5MC2). The coding region runs from base 16 to 963 and encodes 315 amino acids. The record is from RefSeq and is a predicted model, not a curated record. The transcript is spliced from 6 exons. Lineage: Eukaryota; Metazoa; Chordata; Mammalia; Artiodactyla; Hippopotamidae. Gene Ontology annotation, biological process: proton motive force-driven ATP synthesis; proton transmembrane transport. Gene Ontology annotation, molecular function: proton transmembrane transporter activity.
AAUCCGAGAUCCCAAAUGCUGUGCAGAGCAAACCGCAAGCCACGUUACCACGGAUCGGCUUACACUGCGCAGUGCCCUCAUUUCUGCACACGGUCGGCUCCGCCUGCAGUUUCUCCUUACAAACGCCAGGUGGAGAGACUGGCCGGAUGCCGCGACAGAGCUGGCAGGCGGCGCUAUGGCGCCUGGACCGACCUCAACUUUGCAAUCACUCUAUCCUUGGCGGAGCGACUCGUUGGUUCGGGCCGCGCAUGCGCUGAGCCUUCCUUUCGCUAUUACCGCCCCUUCCCCGCCCUCUCUGUCUUCUCUGCACUGGGAGCAGAGCUGUCCCAACCCCCAGACUUUACCUUUCUAUCUCUUUCUCUUCUCAUCCUGACCCGUGCCUUCCUUAUCCUGAAGCCUCCAGAGUUUGGGUCCCAGGACCUCAGGUGCCGAGCAGUGGAGAUGGUGAAUCGUCUGAAGCCACCAGCUCCUCUAGUCAGCACCCCUCGACUUAAAAACUGUCCUGCCACAGCCCUUCGUCCCUGUCCCCUGAAAAUGUACACUUGUGCCAAGUUCGUCUCCACCCCCUCUUUGAUCAGGAGAACCUCUCCACUGUUGAGCCGAUCACUGUCUGCAGUGGUGCUGAAACGACCAGAGAUCCUGACAGAUGAGAGCCACAGCAGCUUGGCAGCCUCACGUCCCCUGACCACCUCACUUAUUCCUAGCUGCAGCUUCCAAACCAGUGCCAUUUCAAGGGACAUUGACACAGCGGCCAAGUUCAUUGGAGCUGGAGCUGCCACAGUAGGGGUGGCUGGCUCUGGGGCUGGAAUUGGGACUGUGUUUGGGAGCCUCAUCAUUGGUUAUGCCAGGAACCCUUCUCUGAAGCAACAGCUCUUCUCCUACGCCAUUCUGGGCUUUGCCCUCUCGGAGGCCAUGGGGCUCUUUUGUCUGAUGGUGGCCUUUCUCAUCCUCUUCGCCAUGUGAAGGAGCCGUUUCCAUCUCCCAUAGUUCUUUCUCCCGUGCCUCGUCUGCCCUGUAUGUUCCUUUUCUUGUACCUUCCCAGGCAGCCUGGGGAAAGUGGUUGGCUCAGGGUUGGACAGAAGGAAGACAAAUAAAUACUGUAUUCAUAAGA